GUUCUUCAUUUUCAUUCACAUAGAGAGAGAGUUGUUAAUCAUGGCUGCUUAUGGAGCUCUGCUUUCUCUUAUGCAUAUCAUAGAUACCCUCGACAAACAUCCUUCUCCUCCCAUUUCUAUCAACCAAAAACAUGUUCAGUCCCUCACUCAAAACAUUACCUUCUUGCAGGAGUUUCUUGAUUGCUAUAUUUCCCCUUUUGCUGAUAGCCACGAAGCGGAUCCAUUGGAGCGUCGCAUUGCUGAUGCAGUUUACGCGGCUGAGGAUGUUAUCGAAUCCCAUAUUGUGGAUCAAAUUCACAGUGGAUCCACAAUCGUUGCAGAUCAUGACUUCUAUCACAAUCUACAGAAAGUGAUAGAAGAAAUGGAUCUGAUCAACAAAGAGGUGAAGAGCAUUGCUGUUGAAGCUCAGACCAAGCAGAAGCCCGUUGCUGCCUUGUCGGCGUCUUCUCCCACUGUGAAAGAGAACGUGAUCGUGGGCUCUGACGAAGUGUUUCUUGAAGUUUUGGAUAAGCUCACUAGUGAUCAACUCAACCGCCAGAUCAUCCCCAUCACGGGGAUGGGUGGCAUUGGUAAGACCACUCUUGCCAUGAAACUAUAUGAGAAUGCACUUGUUAAGGAUCGUUUUGAUAUUCGUGCUUGGACUACAAUCUCUCAAACUUAUAAUGUUAGAGAAACCCUUAGAGAAGUUCUUUUUCGAGCAAGUGGAGAUUCUAGUAGUGAUCUGAGUGAGAAUGAUUUGGGAGAAAAAUUACACAAGUUUCUGUUUGGUAUGAGAUAUCUCAUAAUAAUGGAUGAUAUGUGGAGCAUAGAGGUGUGGGAGAAGAUACAAUUUUUCUUUCCUGAUAACCAAAAUGGGAGUCGAAUAAUCGUAACAACUAGGCUGUCUGACUUGAGUUCUAAGUUGAACGAGACUUGUAUAAUUGACAUGAAAUUUCUAGAUGAGGCUAGUGGUUGGGAUUUAUUUCGUAUGACCGUGUUUGGGAAAGAAAGUUGUCCAAUUGAGUUGGAGAAGAUUGGAAAGAAUAUUGUAGCAAAUUGUAAAGGACUUCCUUUAUCAAUUGCUACAAUAGGAGGUCUUUUGGCAAAAUCUGAGCGCACAAAAGAAUGUUGGGAGCGUAUAGAGCAAAAUUUAAAUUCAAUUGUUAUUAACGAUGGAUUUUGCUUGAAAAUAGUGAGGAUGAGCUAUAUCUAUCUGCCGAACUAUUUAAAGCCAUGCUUUUUGUAUAUGGGUGUUUUUAAGGAAGAUUACCGUAUCCGUGUGUCAAUGCUUGAGAAGUUAUGGGUUUCUGAAGGAUUUUUAAAACCAAGGAGUGGAAAAUGUUUGGAAACACUUGCGCAAGAGUAUUUUAAGGAAUUGGUUGAUAGAAAUCUCGUUUUAGUUGAUGAAUUGGGGUCUACUGGAAACGUUAAGUAUUGUAAAAUUCAUGAUUUGUUGAGAGAUUUGUGUUUGAAAGAAGCUGAAAAGGAAAGAUUUUACCAUGUCGUAAGAGAUGAUUCUCCGGCCAGUAUUAGCGAACGUCGAGUCGUUCUUAAAACUGCAGGGUUGUUAGGAUAUUUGCCACACACUCGUACAAUAAUAUGUGAGUACGACGAAACAUCAAGUUCGGUUGAUAAAGUUCUUCUGACUCGCGAUCUUAGAUUGUUGAGGACAUUCAGAGCAUGUGUUUCUGAUAGUUAUUUCCUAGAAAAUGUGAUUGAAUUGGUGAACUCACGGUACCUUGCUACUAUCACUGUUGAUAAUGACUCCAGAUUUCUUAGUUCAAUUGAUCUCCUUUGGAAUCUACAGACAUUGAUUAUUGAAUGUUGGAACUAUCUUGAUGUACCAAAUGAAAUUUGGAAACUGCAUCAACUUCGGCAUCUUGAAUUUCUGGAGACUACAUUUAUUCUCCCAAAUCCUCCUAGUGACGAUAGUGACAUUGUCAUUAUGGAGAAUCUGCAAACACUCAAAGGAGUUGCGGAUUUGUUAUUGAAUGAGGAGGUGGUUAAAAGAAUUCCCAAUGUGAAGAAAUUUGAUUUAACAUACUAUUCGGAUCAAAAGGAGGGAGAAAACUGUCUAAGCUAUCUUCAAUGCUUCAGUAAAUUGGAAUGCUUACGCUGCAAAACCUUUGAUCAAAGUGGUGACUUUUGGAUGAGGAUUAAUUUCCCUAACUCUAUCAAGAAGUUGGUUGUUCAAGACCAUGAUAGCACGGAGUUUGCCACAACGUGGGAAGACAUAUUGCCUAAAAUCGGUUCGUUGCCUCUUCUUGAGAAGCUCGUAUUAAUAAAUGGUGACUUCCAAACAGGCAAGUGGGAAACAAUUGAAGGCCAGUUCCAGAACCUCAAGCUUCUACGGUUGUGGGAAUGUGAUCUAGUAAAUUGGAUUGUGUCAGACAGCUCCCACUUUCCACGUCUCGAGAAGCUUAGUCUCAAUCGUUUAUCCUUACUCGAGGAAAUCCCAUCUGAAGUUGGAGAAAUAGCAACGCUGAAAUCGAUUUCGUUGUAUUGGUGCAGUGAAGCAGUUGUGGCGUCAGCGAAAAAGAUAGUAGAAGAACAUGAGGAUCUAUAUGGAGAGCAAUUAGACCUUCAUGAGGGUAUUUGGUAAACAUUGAACUGCAAAAGAGAGUUGUUUGGUUCCUCUCAUUGUGGAGCUGAGUGAGGCCAGAGCCGAGGGACAGCGAAGACGGAGAAUGGCCGGAGAUUGGUGGCGCCGUGGAGGGAGUCGGCGGCGGCGGCGGAGGGAGAUUCUUCCAUGGCUAUGCACAAAUGUUUAUUUGUAUUUAACUUUUUUUGUUGUUUUAGUGAUGUUAGUGAUAUGAUUUUGAAUUUAUUUAUAAACGAAACUUUGUUAGAGACUAUUUUUUGUGGAGUAGUAUUUUGUGUUCAUGAUUUUUAGAAGAUAAAA
Messenger RNA from Salvia splendens (bonfire salvia), 2881 nucleotides. RefSeq names its product putative late blight resistance protein homolog R1A-10. The record is from RefSeq and is a predicted model, not a curated record. Gene Ontology annotation, molecular function: ADP binding. The transcript is spliced from 2 exons. Gene Ontology annotation, biological process: defense response to other organism. Lineage: Eukaryota; Viridiplantae; Streptophyta; Magnoliopsida; Lamiales; Lamiaceae. Bases 41 to 2581 code for a protein of 846 amino acids.